Penaeus chinensis is the source of this 8178-nucleotide messenger RNA. RefSeq names its product cytoskeleton-associated protein 5-like (gene msps). Gene Ontology annotation, cellular component: microtubule plus-end; spindle pole; centrosome. Bases 82 to 6711 code for a protein of 2209 amino acids. The transcript is spliced from 37 exons. The record is from RefSeq and is a predicted model, not a curated record. Gene Ontology annotation, biological process: establishment or maintenance of microtubule cytoskeleton polarity; microtubule polymerization; mitotic spindle organization. Gene Ontology annotation, molecular function: microtubule plus end polymerase activity; microtubule plus-end binding. Lineage: Eukaryota; Metazoa; Arthropoda; Malacostraca; Decapoda; Penaeidae.
CAGUAUUUUCGGGUCAGUGUAGAAGUCGGAGGAGCGACCGUGUCUUCUUAUUUAUUUUAUUUUCCGAGAUAAUUAGUUACAAUGGAAGAAGACACAGAAUACCUCAAGCUUCCCCUGGAGGACAGGUGUAUCCACAAGCUCUGGAAGGCACGAUUGAGUGGAUAUGAAGAAUGCACAAAGCACUUCCCAAAGAUUGUGGAUGAACGGUCCCCAGAAUUCAACAAAUUUGCUCCUCUUAUGAAAAAAUUUGUAACAGAUAGCAAUGCAGUUGCACAAGAGAAAGCAUUGGAAGCUGUACUGGCUUUUGUGGAAAAUGCACAUGUGGCUGGAAGGACAACAGCAGACGUUACAAAUGGAAUCGUUCAAAAAUGUUUAGCAGCACCGAAACGCGGUACACAGGAAAAAGCAUUGGAGGUGAUUCUCAUGUACUGUGAAAUUGAGAAAUAUGAAGUGGUUCAAGAGGAACUGAUGAAAGGUUUUACACAGAAAAAUCCCAAAGUUGUUGCUGCAUCUGUACGAGCAGUAACAACUGCCUUGAGAGAAUUUGGCCCAAAGGUUAUGAACCCAAAGCCACUAAUAAAGCAGAUGCAUACACUUCUGGAAGACAGGGACAAAAAUGUACGCGAAGAGAGCAAAAAGAUGGUCAUUGAGAUGUAUAGGUGGAUUCGACAGGCCCUCAAGCCACAGAUGUCUUCCUUGAAACCAGUGCAGAUCCAAGAACUGGAAGCAGAAUUUGACAAGCUUGGCAAUGAGAAGGUGGUCCAAACACGCUUCUUACGGUCACAGCAGGACCUAAAGGCUAAAAUGGAAGCUCAAGGAGAUGAAGAGGAAGAGGAAGAUGAAGAGGUAGAAGCAGAUGUCCCAGAACUGGAUCCAUUUGAGUUCCUAGAGCCAGUCGACAUCCUCUCAAAACUUCCUAAAGAUUUCUAUGAAAAGGCUGAAGCUUCAAAAUGGAAGGAUCGCAAAGAAGCAGUAGACCUUCUCUUGCCACUGUCCCAGUGUCCAAAAUUAGAGAGUGGAGAUUACCACGAUCUAAUGAAGAUUCUUAAAAAGAUCAUUGGGAAGGACACCAAUGUAAUGAUAGUAGCAGUGGCUGCCCAGUGCUUGACAGGAUUGGCCAAGGGUUUGAAGAAGAAGUUUUCGCCUUUUGCCUUAUCCUUCACAGAAACCAUUUUAGAGAAAUUCAAGGAGAAAAAGGUCAACGUUGUCGCAGCUCUGAGGGAUGCUAUUGAUGCAGUUUUCCAGGCAACUAAUAUUGAAGCUAUCCAAGAGACUGUUAGUGGUGCUUUGGCAAAUAAGAAUCCUCAAGUGAAGGCAGAGACUGCAGCCUUCUUGUCCCGUGCAUUUUGUUACUGCACUCCAACAGUUUUUAAUAAGAAGCUGUUGAAAGUAUAUGUUGCAGAUCUUGUAAAAACACUCAAUGAAUCAGAUCCAACUGUCCGUGAUAAUUCAGCAAUGGCUCUUGGUGUAAUGUUGAAAGUUGUUGGUGAGAAGCAGUUGAUGAUAUUCGUUGGAGAAGUGGAUAACCUUAAGAUGCAGAAGAUUAAAGAAGCAGCUGAAAAGGCCGAGCUGAAGGUCAAAAUCUCGGCCCCCAAGGCAAAGAAACCAGCACCAAAGAAAGAGGCACCUCCACCGGCUGCUGAGCCUCCCCCUUCAACUACAGCUCCCCCGAGGAAAGUGGUGAAAGCUGGCGUCAAACCCGGAGCCUCAGCAGGGCCAGCCAAAGGAAAAAAACGUUUAAAAGGAGGAGGCGGAGGAGGUGGUGGUGGAGCAGGAGGUGGAGGAGUCCUAGAGGAAUGUACAGAAGCAGAACUUUCAAUAGAAGAUGCUGUUGAGAAAGCAAGUGAAGUCUUGCCUGAGGAUGUUGUCAGUGGAGUUACAGAUGCCAAUUGGAAGACCAGAUUGGCUGCUGUUGAAACCUUUGGUAAUACUAUCCAGACACUUGACCGGAGUGAAAUCCCAUGCCAGGCAUUAGUAAGAGUUCUGGCACAAAAGCCAGGCUUCAAGGACAACAAUUUCCAGGUUCUCAAACUCAGACUAGAAGCUCUCAAAACCCUUGCUGAGAACUCAGACUUUACACGACGCUCUGGAGAAGUGUGCAUCCAAGACCUUGUCGAGAAACUUGGUGAUCCAAAGAAUGGUUCUUUGUGUGGAGAGGUUCUGAUGACCAUAGCAGAGGCUGCCAAGCUGCAGUGGGUUGGGCCUGAGGUCAUGACCAGAGCCUUUGAACAGAAGAGUCCAAAGAUUCAGGAAAUGGCACUGAAGUGGUUAUCAGAUGCCAUCACAGACUUCGGAUUUGUACUACAACCAAAAGCUCUUAUUGGCGACAUUAAGAAGGCCUUAGCACAUACCAACCCUGGUGUGAGAACAGCAGGAAUCUCCCUGUGUGGUACUAUAUACCUUUACAUGGGAGCUACACUUAGGGUCUUCUUUGAGGAUGAGAAGCCAGCACUUCUGCAGCAGAUUGAUUCAGAAUUUGAGAAGAUGAAUGGCACAAGUCCUCCGGCUCCUACGAGAGGCCUUAACCGGGGCAGCAGUACAGAAAAUGAUGAUGAUGCUGAUGAUGUUGAUUCGGGUCCAGCUGUCAUCAACGUUCAAGAUCUUGUACCCCGAACUAAUAUCAGUGAUCAGCUAACAUCCUCCCUUUUUACAGAUUUAUCUGAUAAAAAUUGGAAGGUCAGAAAUGAAGCUCUACAGAAGGUUUCCAGCAUUAUCUCAGAGGCCAAAUUCAUUAAGGGUGACAUUAGUGAACUCCCUUCUGCUCUGUGUGCUCGAAUGAUGGAUACUAACAAAAAUUUAGCUCUGGAAGCACUGAGAUUAACUGCAUCUCUCUCUGCUGCCCUUGGACCAAAUUGCAAGCCUCAUACAAGGAACAUUGUGCCAGGAAUGUUAGCUGCUCUCGGAGACAGCAAGCAAAAUAUUCGUCAGCAGGCCUUGAGCACUCUUAACUCAUGGGUGGAGCAAACAGGCCUGAAAGAAACAGUUGAUGGUGAAAUAUUUUCUGAUGCCUUGAAGUCAGGCUCUCCCUUCCUCAAGUCCGAGCUGUUCUUGUGGAUGGCAGAGAAACUAAAAGAUGCAACCCCAAAAUCUGUCAACAAAGAAGAGUUACACGCAUGUACACAGUACCUCUUCAUGGCCCUGGAAGAUCGUAAUGCUGAUGUCCGGAAAGGUGCUAAUGAGGCUGUUCUGCCAUUCAUGAUACAUUUGGGAUAUGAUGGAAUGGUGAAACAUACCAAUAAAGUCAAGCCUUCAUCAAAGAACACUGUGAUGCAAGCUUUAGAGAAGGCUAAACCCAACCUCCCAGCUAAGCCUCAGCCUAAGCCAAAGGCAGCUGCUGGUGGAGGAACUGGUCGAGGGGCUGCAGGAGCCGUUGCAGAAAGGCCUCAGGCAAGUGCUCCAGCUGCAGGCAGGGGAGCUGCUGCAGGAGUUAAAAAGGGUCUGAGGGCUCCAUCAGCAACACGCACUGGUUCUGGAUCAAGCCGCAAAGACCAGGAAGAGGUCGACACAUCACCACUCCUCCAGGUGAAUAACCUAAAGCAGCAACGUGCUUCAGAUGAGCAGAGGCUUAGGGUCCUGCGCUGGGACUUCACAGCCCCUCGGCAGGAGUUCAUCACCCAGUUGAAGGAUCAGAUGACUGCAGCCGGACUUAACAGACAGCUGAUGUCAAACAUGUUCCAUCAGGAUUUCAAAUUUCAUAUCAAGGCUAUUGAUGCUUUGAAUGAGGACCUCAACUCAAACCUCCCAGCUUGUAUCGCCAAUCUGGAUUUGGUAUUGAAGUGGUUAACUAUCCGGUUCUUCGACACUAACCCAUCGGUGAUCAUGAAGGCGAUGGAUUACCUGCAGCAGGUGUUCCAGUGCGUGUCUGAAGAAGGCUAUCACCUCCUUGACCUUGAAGCUUAUUCUUUCCUGCCUUUCUUAGUUACCAAGUUUGGUGACCCUAAGGAUGCUAUUAGAGGACCUGCCAGAAAUAUUGCUAAAUUGAUUUGCAACAUAUACCCAGCUAGCAAAGUGUCUCCAUACAUGAUGGAUGGUCUUAAAGCAAAGAAUGCAAGGCAGAGAGCAGAAUGCUUAGAGGCCAUGGGCAACUUGAUAGAAGUGUAUGGAAUGUCAGUAUGUCAACCAUCUCCUGGUGUAGCACUGAAAGAAAUAGCCAAACAAAUUGCUGAUCGAGAUAACUCCGUCAGAAAUGCUGCUCUCAAUGCCCUGGUGCAGGUGUAUUUCCGUGAAGGUGAAAAGGUUUUCAAACUUGUUGGAAAUCUGUCAGACAAAGAUAUGAGCUUACUUGAAGAGCGCAUCAAACGUGCUGCCAAGAACAGACCAGUUAUUAAGAAGCCACCUGUCGAACCAGAAGUGCCCACUGUCAGAAGUGGUGGAGCGAGUGGCCGAGCUAAUCGGGUCAUCCCAACACCAGCUCAGCCAGCACCAGUGAUUACGAGAGAGAGAGAAGGUGCUGAUGGAGCAACAGGAGGAGAACAGAGCAGUCUUCUGAAGAGAAUGCAGAGGGAUCCCAGCUGGAGUCUAGAGUCAGUAGAUAGAAGCCAGGAAGAUCUAAAUUGGUCACCCCUUGUGCACCACAAGCCACCUCGCUAUGCAUCAGCUGCAGCAAUGAGUAGCAUAAGCAGCCUCAGUAGCAUGAGCAACAUAAGUAUGGGCAGCAUAAACAACCCUGGUUCCAAUAUGAUGGUCAACAAGCGUCCAAACAAGUCUACGAGUAGCCGGCUGAAUGGAGAUUGGCCACUGCCUCCCUUGCGAACAAGACCAGUUAGCACGGUGACCCUGGAACAUGCAAGACGCAUUUCCCGUUCACUCUCCUUUGUUCUGGGUGAACCUGAUGAAGACAAUCAGAUGGAAGAGAAAUCCUCUACACGCAAGGGAGCCUCUCAUACACUGCCUCCUCUUUCUCCUGACAUGCCUCCUCUUCUCACCAGAACUGUCACUUCACCUCACUUCUCUGGGCAAGCACAGAGUGGAUUUCUGAUUUGGGCUUCUGAUCUCCCUCACUCCCUUUUUAAGGCUAACACUUUUGUUUUCAUUAAUUGUGUGGUUGACCAUUAUAUCCUUUUUAUUGGAUUACUCACCAGACCAGGAUUCACUGCGACCUCACGGCCAGUGUCUUCAGGAGCACAGAUUGACACUGAAGGUGCUGCUCAAGCAAUUAAUCUGGUUAUAUCACAGCACAUCGGACCCCUGGUGCCGGUGAGCCAAGUUCCGGCGGAGCCCCGCAGCCCGUGUUUGCCAUGCCUCCCCCCCAGCCAUCUCCCAACCCCACCAACCCCUUCGCCAUGGGGGCUGGGGCCACGGAGAACACGUCUCUCAACGCAAGCUCUCAACCCACAUAUUACACCCCAGGUUGCCACCCCAGAUGCCAAUACUGUCAUCACAGCCCUGUCUCAAUUGGAUGAGGUCCUGCAGUCGGAGGAGAGAAGUACCCAGCUGGCUCCACACAUUGACCAGCUGCUGAUCCUGGCCACUCUCCAGUACCGUCUUGUCCUAAACACCAAGAUGGCUAACCCCAAUGUGAACAAAGAGGAGUGCAUCAAAAUAUACCGCUCACUUACUAACUGUUUGAUGAUGAUCUUCAAUAACAAGCAACUGGGAACCCAAGCUACACGAGAUGUUCUCCGGGAUGUGGUUCAUGUGUUGAUUAACAUCUUGUUAGAUCCUCGUCUAGCACAGCUGGAGGAUGGUCCACAAAUCAUUCGAGCAAUCAAUGUACUUGUUGUUCGCAUUGUGGAGAAAGCACAAUUUACUCAUGUAUUUAGUGCCCUUCUCAAGCUUCUACAUGAGAGUGUGGGAAGUGGAGGAGGAUGCAAGUUCACUGAACUCGUGAUGAAGUGUAACUGGAAGGUUAUUCGCAUUCUACCAACACGCUCUAAUGACCUAGAUCUUGACCAGAUUCUCCUGGAUGUUCACAAUUUCCUUGUGGCUUAUCCAGUCAACACAUGGGCAGAGCGGCCAUCAGAUACUCCUUUGCGAACCAUUAAGACUGUCAUUCAUACUUUAUGUAAGGUAUAUGGCACGAACAUUCUCAGUCACUUCUCCAAAAUUGAAAAUGCUCAAGGCUCGGAACUCCACAAGUACCUUACGAAGACGCUGAAGAAACCGAAGACGGAAGAUGAUGGAGGUGUUGGAGACAGUAACAGACUAGCAGCUGCUCAAGUCACAAGUGAUUCAGCAGAAAGUGUAAAAUCCCCAAAGAGAUUAAGCAAAACAGCUCAUAAUACGCUGUCAGAAAUAUUCCGCAAAAUUGGCUCAAAGGAGAACACAAAAGAAGGCUUGAUUCAGUUGUAUGAAUUCAAGCAGAAGCACCCUGAGGCAGACAUUGAACCCUUCUUGAGAAAGUCAUCACAAUUCUUCCAGAACUACAUAGAAAGAGGAUUGAAGAGAGUGGAGAUGGAGCGGCAAGCAGAAGGAAAAGUGGCUGCCAGUCAGGCUACAGAAAAUGGGUCAAAUUCAGCAGGACCCUUGGCUUCCAUCCAAGUCCCCGAUACCGCUAACUUCAACAUGAAUGAGCUUGUAGCUCAAUUCAAGUCUAUUGCUGCCCGUGCUGGCUUUGACAACACCUACAUUGAUACUGCUGUCAAGGAUAUAUGCAGUGCUGAAAAUAAGGGCUCAGGUGAACGACUUGACAUCUCGGAAUAUAUCAAGACAUUGUCAUCUGACUAUGGAAUAGAACAGAACAAGGAACAGUUCAGUUCACAUGAUCAGUGAGCAGAUGGUGGCUUUUAGUUCUAGCACAAAAAAGAAAGAAAAGAGAAAGAAAAAGGAACUGUUGGAAAAUGACGACUUUUGAUUACCUUCCACCUUUUUAAAAUUUGAUACCAUCUCUCUGUUUUUGUUUUUUGUUUCCUAAUUUAUUUAUUAUUAUUAUUAUCAUCAUUAUUCCUCAUAUCUACAGCUUACACUUUAAUUCUUGUUAUGAAGUGGUUUAGAAAGAUUUGCUGAACCCUGAUGAGUGACUGUGACGCUGUUAGGUUAAGGCCCAGUAAAUCUAUUGACAGGAUAAGGAUUUUUACAUGAACAAUUGCGAGAGAUGGAGUAUAAUGCCUUCUUUUUUUUACUGUGUAUUUACUUUUAAAAUGAGGAAUGUAUCACUCUUUAAUUCAUGGUGCAUAUAUUACAAAAGUUAUCUACAGACACUCAUAUGCAUGUAGUUUAAUUCCUUGGGACUGCAUGUUUUCAUUCCAUCUCGUACUUGUUCAUGCUAUGUUCAAGGUAUUUAUGGCUAGCUGUUCUAAGACAUGGAAAUUAGUAAACAAUUUUUUCUUGUGUAACAAUAAGUUUUGAGGUAAAAGAGGAUCCACAGAGAUAGUUAAUUCUCCCAAAGAAUCUUUAUACAUACACAUAUACAGUAUAUCUGUGGCUGCUUUAGUUGGUAAUCUGAUCUAGGAACCCAGUGAUUAAUUAUAUUCUUAUUGUUAGAUUGGUUAAAAACUAUAUAUAUGAUUAUAUCUUCCAUAUUAAUCUGUCUUAUUCACAAAACACUUGCACAGCCUUUAUGUGACUCUAGAAAAUCAAUUAUUGAAUUACCACAGCUGCGCAUGUAAGUGGUAUAUUCAGACAAGAACUCUUCCAUGUAUAUAAAUAUAUACAUAUAUGUCAGAUACUCAACUCCUCAAUAUUAGAAAGAUCUGUGAUCUCAUGAACUGAGUCAGAACAUUGAAUCUUACACUAUUGCAGAUUUGCAGUAUUUACGCACUUCAGUCCCUUUCUUUUCCAUCUGAUAUUUUGAUGGUGUAAUACUUGUUUUCUUCAGUACAUCUCUGUCAGCUAUGCUUUACUCUUAAUUAUUUUAUGAAAAUUUUCAGAUCAUUCCAUUAUUACUGAAAUGUUUUAUUGUGUUGUAUUUGAAAAAGAAAAAAAAGGAGCUUUGGAAGUGAAACACGAGGUCCUUGCAUUAGUAAUCAUCAAGUAGCUGCAUUUUUGCAGGAAACCAUUACUGUUUACUUUUUAUUCUGAAUUUUUAGUUUUAUUUUCUCAUACAACAUUUACCUUGACCUCAACGGAAGCUUUCGUAUCACAUGUAGUUUUCUUUUACAUAACUUUGUUUCCUUAUUUUAAUAAAACAUAGAGAAAAUUUUGUAAAUAUUCAAUUUUUAGUUACUUAUUAACUUAUCAGUCUAUGCUAGGAUUUAUUGUGGAUAGCUAAUAGUCAAUAAAGGUUAGAUAAAAACUUAA